ACCGCCUGCUGCCGCCGCUGUCGAGAUGUCCGCCCGCCGCACGCUCUUGCUCCUCUUCGCUGCCGCCGUUCAGGCGGUGCCGACACCGACGGGGCUGCUCCCCGUCCCCAGCACCAAGCUGGAGCCGCCGCCAAUCCCUCAAUCGGCCGGCGACUUCAGCUGGGAAGACGUGAUCCCAAAGAUACCCGAUUCCGACGAGAUGGGCAUUCCCAAAUGGGGCGACGAGCCCAGCGAAGAGCUGCAGCCGCCCCCGGUCGGUGUCUCCGUCGGUUUCCAGCUGAACGACAAAGACUCUGCAAAGCCCAUCGACAUUGAAGUGAAGUACAAAGAACAGAAGCUGUCUGCACCAGACAGCAAGCAGGCCCAUCUGAAAGCCACUGUCCAACAGUUCCCCAAGAAGUACAGGCCCGACCUGCACAAAGCUGAGGGUGGUGCCAAGAAGAACCUGAGUCCAAAACCAGCAGUGCCAGAGCAGGAGCCUGCAGAAUCUAGCUUUUCUGCUGUUGUUGCGGAUGCAGGCACACAAAACUUGGGUGAUGAACACUUGAGUAAUACUGUUCAUCUCAGCAGUGGAGGAGAUCGAGUUGAAUUUCAGAUGCAUGGUCAAAAUGGACCAAACUCCUACAAAUUUGGAUUUGACACAGGCAAUGUGCACAACAGACUGAUCCGAUAUGAGGAGCGUGAUGCACAUGGCAAUGUGAAAGGGCAUUAUGGAUUCUAUGACAAAAGUGGUAAACUGCAUAUAGUCAAUUACUCUGCUGAUCCCCAUACAGGGUACCAUGCACAGCCUGGAGUUGUUGGAUAAUAUGAUCUCAUUAACAACAAAUACCACAGGAAAACAGUGUGCCAGCAAAUUUGGAGUUGUGGUCUGUUACUAUACUCAAGCUGAUGGUGCUCGUAAUACCCAGCAUAAUUGUGAAAUAUUUAUUUCUCAAGUGUUUUGCAAAAUCUUGCUGAUAUUCUCCCCAACAAAACUUAUAAUCAGUGGUCCAUUUAGUAUUUUACUGCAAAAGUUUUAAGGCCAGUUGUAAUACAGGUUGUCUGAUUCAGGACA
This is a messenger RNA of Schistocerca serialis cubense, 1054 nucleotides long. RefSeq lists its product as uncharacterized. The transcript has 5 exons. The record is from RefSeq and is a predicted model, not a curated record. The coding region runs from base 26 to 805 and encodes 259 amino acids. Gene Ontology annotation, cellular component: chitin-based extracellular matrix. Gene Ontology annotation, molecular function: structural constituent of chitin-based larval cuticle. NCBI's taxonomy places the organism in Eukaryota, Metazoa, Arthropoda, Insecta, Orthoptera, Acrididae.